Messenger RNA from Didymodactylos carnosus, 687 nucleotides. The record is from the annotation of a GenBank genome assembly. Lineage: Eukaryota; Metazoa; Rotifera; Eurotatoria; Philodinida; Philodinidae.
AUGACAGGGUCCUCUGAUGACCUUCAUCUAGACAAAAACAUUGGUUCCAGAAUAGCAGCAGCAUCAUUGCAGGUUAGUGCAUCAGCAAAACCAGCUACAGUGUCAGUAUACAAGGUCUAUAACAAUAUCAGAAUCUUGAAGGGACCGGUGAAUUCGUGUUUCCUACAAGUGAUAAUUUUUGUACCUGAUAUGAAUAAAGCAUUUCAUGUCUCAAAGAAGACAUUAUUUAAAGUUACAUUUCAAGGCGGUUUAUGGAAUAGCAAUGCAAUCUUAAACGAAUACGUGCAUAUUAUGGUAAACGAUUAUCUUAUUAUCGGCAGUCGACUUCUGCCGAAUGCAAAUCAACGUGCCACUAUGGGAUUAGGCACAGGUCGAUUUCAGACGGAUAGUAUUGGUGGUUAUAGUUAUGUAGGAAGCUUGAUAUCUUCUCGAUUCAUUGUCUCUCGAACGGCGAUGGUCUGUUUGCCACCUGGAACUUAUAUAUUUAAUGUUGGUGUACGAGCUGAUGAGGGAUCAGAUCGUGUAGCAGGUGGAAUGGUGACAUAUGAAUUAACACAGUUUGAAAAUGAUGUAGAUUUAGGUGACUUAAAGUUAGCUGCAUUUCCAAAACAAACAAGAAGCACUGCACAGUUAAAUGUACAUCUUCUAGAUGUUAUCACUGCUUGUUUACUUUUGUGCUAUGAUUAG